UUGAUACCCAUUUGGGUGAUGGAACAAGAGCGGAAUUUUUGGGCAGAGAAUCACAUACUGAGAAGAGGGCCAUGCAUAGCUGAAAGUGAGAACAAGGACGAAAGUACUGCUAGUCAGGUUAUCAUUUCAUCCAAAGCAUCUGAUGAUUUUUGCAAUCACCCCGAGUUAUUUAAGAAGUUGUUAGAGAUGGGUGUGCCUCUUUAUGAUUCUGUCGACGCAAAACUGGCAUGGCUUCGAUCUCAGAUCAUUGGUGACGACGCAGAGUUUGAUUCUCCUUCUGGAAGACGACGACUUCUCUAUGCUGAUCAUACUGCUUCAGGUCGUAGCCUUCACCACAGUGAACACUUCAUCCUCCAUCAUCUCCUUCCCUUUUAUGGCAAUACUCACACAUGCGAUAGCUAUGUCGGAAGUCAGACGACAAAAAUGGUGCACGAAGCAACCGAUUACAUCAAGAAAUGCUUAAGCGGUGGACCAGACGAUGCACUCAUAUUUUGUGGCUCGGGUGCUACGGCUGCCAUUAAAAGGCUCCAAGAAGUAAUGGCCAUUGCUGUACCUUCGAUCCUAAGGGACAGAGUUCUGAAAAUGUUGAGCCCACGAGAAAGAUGGAUCGUCUUCGUUGGACCUCACGAGCACCAUUCCAACCUCCUCUCAUGGCGACAAUGCUUGGCCGAAGUAAUAGAGAUUGGCCUAGACGACGAGGGCUUGCUAGAUUUGCACUCUCUAAAGCUUAAACUUGAAGAGUAUAAAAAUACCAGCCGACCAAUAUUGGGAUCUUUCUCAUCUUGUAGCAACGUCACUGGAAUCUACUCGGACACGCGAGCAAUUGCUCGGCUUCUUCACCAGUACAAUGGCUUCGCAUGCUUCGAUUUCGCGGCAAGUGGUCCAUACGCGAAAAUUGAAAUGAGAUCCGGAGAGAGUGAUGGAUAUGAUGCUGUGUUCGUGAGUCCACAUAAGUUUCUGGGAGGUCCUGGUUCUCCUGGUGUGCUCUUGAUGAGCAAGGCCCUUUAUAGGUUGGGAUCUUCACCGCCGUCGACUUGCGGAGGUGGAACUGUGAGCUAUGUCAAUGGCUUCAACGAAAAGGAUACAUUAUAUUUGGAGAGUAUAGAGGAAAGGGAAAAUGGAGGCACUCCUCAAAUAAUCCAGACGGUGAGAGCCUCAUUGGCGUUUUGGUUCAAAGAAUACAUCGGCUACGAAGCGAUUGAAACACGUGAACAAUCGUACAUAAACAGGGCACUAGAGAGGCUUCUUCCAAAUCCUAAUAUUCGAGUUCUGGGAAACUUGAGCGCCAAGAGGCAAGCCAUUUUGUCAUUUCUGAUCUAUACGACCACCAAUUCUUCAUCGCUAGGUGGUAAAAAUGAAGGGAGAGAUGAUGAUAUCAAGAAGGAAAAGGAAGGGCAACUUAAUCUGUGGGCAGAGAGUGUGAACAAAAGAGGUAAGCCUCUUACAGGUCCUUUUGUUGCAACUCUUCUGAAUGACUUGUUUGGCAUCCAAGCUCGAGGUGGGUGUGCUUGUGCUGGACCCUACGGCCACGAAUUGCUCAACAUCAACAAAAGUCAAUCUCUUGCUAUUAGAUCCGCAGUUGAAGAGGGGUAUGUUGGAGUGAAACCUGGAUGGACCAGAAUCAGUUUUCCUUAUUACAUGAGCGAAGAGGAUUUUGAGUUCAUACUAACAGCCGUGGAGUUUAUAGCAGACUAUGGCCAGCGAUUCCUUCCCUUGUACAGCUUCAAUUUGAGAAAUGGAAACUGGAAACUGAAAACACAGGAACUUGGGAAAGAAGACGAUGGCAACUUUUUGAUUCAUUUGUUGGAGAAAGAAGGGAAAGCGAGAAGGAAUGCAUCAUACAUAGAAGCAGCUAUGUGCAUGGCUAAUCGGCUCCCAAAGUUCCCGGCUCCGAGUAUUCUACCGGGGAACAUAGACCCCAGUGUCCUUCAUUUCAGAGCUUAA
This is a messenger RNA of Prosopis cineraria, 1944 nucleotides long. RefSeq lists its product as uncharacterized. NCBI's taxonomy places the organism in Eukaryota, Viridiplantae, Streptophyta, Magnoliopsida, Fabales, Fabaceae. The record is from RefSeq and is a predicted model, not a curated record. The transcript has 5 exons. Bases 19 to 1944 code for a protein of 641 amino acids.